AUGGCAAUUCCUUCAGUAACAGCCAUAGACAUUGAGAAUGUCAAGUUCUCCCCCACCGUCAAGCCUCCCUCCUCCGCCAACGCCUUCUUCCUCGGCGGCGCCGGCGUCAGGGGCCUCCAGAUUCAAGACAAGUUCGUUAAGUUCACCGCCAUUGGAAUUUACCUCCAACACGACGCCGUUCCUCUUCUCUCCGUUAAGUGGAACGCCAAGUCUGCUCUCGAGUUGACGGAAUCCGUAGAGUUCUUCAGAGAUAUCGUUACAGGUCCAUUUGAAAAAUUUAUGCAGGUGACAAUGAUCUUACCCUUGACGGGGCAGCAAUACUCUGAGAAGGUGUCCGAAAAUUGUGUAGCCAUUUGGAAGUCUCUUGGGAUUUACACUGAUGCAGAAGCCGAAGCGAUAGACAAGUUUGUUUCUGUUUUCAAAGACGAAACGUUCCCACCAGGCUCCUCCAUCCUUUUCAAAGUGUCACCCAAGGGAUCAUUAACGAUUAGUUUCUCUAAGGAUGGAUCCAUUCCAGAAGAAGCUACUACUGUUAUAGAGAACAAACUACUUUCAGAGGCUGUGUUGGAGUCAAUGAUAGGGAAGCAUGGCGUCUCCCCUGAAGCAAAACAGAGUUUGGCCUCCAGAUUAUCUGAGUUACUCAAAGAUGGUGGUGUCCCUGAAUCUGAUAAGUGA
Sphenostylis stenocarpa is the source of this 675-nucleotide messenger RNA. The record is from the annotation of a GenBank genome assembly. NCBI's taxonomy places the organism in Eukaryota, Viridiplantae, Streptophyta, Magnoliopsida, Fabales, Fabaceae.